This is a messenger RNA of Mercurialis annua (annual mercury), 3308 nucleotides long. RefSeq names its product nodulin homeobox-like. Bases 230 to 3103 code for a protein of 957 amino acids. Lineage: Eukaryota; Viridiplantae; Streptophyta; Magnoliopsida; Malpighiales; Euphorbiaceae. The transcript is spliced from 18 exons. Gene Ontology annotation, molecular function: single-stranded DNA binding. Gene Ontology annotation, biological process: flower development. The record is from RefSeq and is a predicted model, not a curated record.
CCUUUGUUAAAUGAAAUACUCUCCAAAAUUCAACUAAAAGGGAGAAAAAUAACCCAUAAAUACCUUUGCCUCUGCAAUUUUCUUCAACAAUAUUUACUCUAUCACUAUCUGCUUUACGAGUUAUCCAAUCAAUCAAAAAUACCGCCAAUUUUAUUCCCAUUUCUGGUUCUUCGCUUUGUUUUUGUUUUUGGCGCUCAAUAAGAAGCUCAUCGACAUCAAUUUUUGAAGGAUGAGGCUUAUUAAGGAUGACUCUGGUUGUAUCUCUGAACAAGUCAUUGACUUAAUUUCUGCUGUAAAAGAAUUACAUGGGCAUAGCUCUCAGGAACUUAACAAAUUGUUGAGAGAGACUGAAAAUUUUGCAAUUCACUUCCCCACUGAAAAAGGAUCAAAUCUAAAGAUUGAUGUGGAAAAACUGGCAGGCUUGCUUCCUUUGCAUCUUAUUGCGGUGCUUAUAUCAUCCGAGAAAGAUGAACCGCUGUUGAGAUAUUUAUUAUGUGGUAUUCGGCUUUUGCAUUCUCUAUGUGACCUUGCACCUCGGCAUACUAAACUCGAGCAGAUUUUACUGGAUGAUAUUAAAGUGUCAGAAAAAUUGUUGGAUCUGGUGUUUUAUGUGAUAAUUGUUCUUAGUGGUAUCAUGCAGGAAAAUAAUAAUUCAAGCUCUUUGUCCCUUCUCCAUUCGGCAUUGGUAGCUUGCUGUAUGAAUCUAUUAACAGGAUGCAUUUCUUCACACUGGCAAGAUCUUGUUCAGGUGCUGCUUGCUCAUCCCAAGGUUGAUGUAUUUAUGGAUGCAGCUUUUGGAGCAGUGCAUGUAGCCAUCAGGUUUCUUCAGGUCAAGAUAUCUGCACAGUAUACGGAAUUUCACAUGAGAUCAAGACCGACAGCUGAACAAAUAAUUAAUUAUCUAUGCCAACAAUGUGAGGCUUCUCUACAGUUUCUUCAGUCAUUGUGCCAGCAAAAGUCAUUUAGGGAGCGCCUACUAAGGAACAAGGAACUAUGUGGAAAGGGUGGCGUUCUUUUCCUGGCGCAGUCCAUAUUAAAGUUAAAUGUUACACCCACUUUUAUAGAGUCUUCCAGAGUUGUUGCUGCUGUAUCACGACUCAAAGCUAAAGUACUAUCUAUUCUAUUGCAUCUGUGUGAAGCAGAAAGCAUCUCUUACCUUGAUGAGGUUGCAAGUUCUCCAGUUAGCUUUGAUUUGGCCAAGUCCGUUGCAUUAGAGGUUCUUGAAUUAUUAAAGGCUGCACUUAGUAAAGAUUCCAAACAUCUUAGCGCUAAUUCUGGAAAAACAUUUCCCAUGGGGCUUCUGCGACUCAAUGCGUUGCGUCUAGCUGAUAUUUUCUCAGAUGAUUCAAACUUCCGGUCUUACAUUACAACAUGCUUUACUAAGGUUCUUACAGCCAUAUUUUCACUUCCUCAUGGAGAGUUUUUAUCCAUUUGGUGUUCUUCUGAACUUCCACCGAGAGAAGAAGAUGCUGCUCUCGAGUUUGAUAUAUUUACAGCAGCUGGAUGGGUUUUGGACACAUUUUAUUCACUGCACUCAUCAAAUCUUCUAAAUUUAGAAAUUACUCUAAUCCCCAGUAACAUGCCCCAAGCUACCUAUGCUCAUCAGAGAACUUCAUUAUUUGUCAAAGUAAUAGCCAACCUUCAUUGUUUUGUCCCGCAUAUUUGUGAAGAGCAGGAAAGAAAUCUCUUCCUUCAUAAGUUCCUUGAGUGCAUGCGGAUGGAUCCAUCUGAAACUUUGCCUGAAUUUUCUUUUCCUUCUGAUGCUAACAAAGCAAACUCUAUUUACAGGAACCUACGUUCAUUACUAAGCCAUGCAGAAUCUCUGAUUCCUAACUUUCUGAAUGAAGAGGAUGUACAACUCUUGAGGGUAUUUUUUAACCAAAUACAGCCGCUGAUUAAUGCUGCUGAUAUUGAACAAAGUCAAGUUCAGGAAAACAAAUUUGAAAGGUCGGUAUCUUUGGACAAGUUUUCUAAACUGGAUAUCAAUGAACGUCAUCAGGAGGCGCAAAGUACAGGGGGAUACACAUCACCUUUAUUGAAAAAGGAAAUGUUGAAACGCAAUAUUAGCAGUAAUCAGAAAGAGGAAAUGUCAGAGAACUCCGCUUUUCAAGAGGAGCAGCUUAACUUCAGAAAUGAGCAUAUCAAUCAUGCCAAUGAUGCAAUGAGGGAAGACAAGGGUAAAUCUGGUGGUACUGCAUCCACUGUUAUAAGAGAGAUUGACAGAGAUUUUCAAAAUGUUGAUACAAGUGGUUCAGAUACCAGUUCUGCUCGAGGAAAAAAAUUUGCCAGCCAGAUUGAAAAUGGUGAGACCCCAAAAUCAAUCGGACACAAGAGAGAAAAUGGUCUUCAACGCGUUCAAGAAGGUGAAAAGGUUGAAAGCACUCAAUUUGACGAAAAGCAGCCGAGAAAACGGAAAAGAACCAUAAUGAAUGACUACCAAAUGUCAUUAAUUGAGGAGGCUCUAGGGGAUGAACCUGAUAUGCAUCGGAAUGCGGCUGCUUUACAAUCAUGGGCUGAUAAGCUUACUCUUCUUGGUUCCGAAGUUACACCAUCGCAGCUAAAAAAUUGGCUCAACAAUCGGAAAGCUAGACUAGCACGAACAGGCGGAGGUGUAGGUUCAGGUUCAGGCAAAGAUGUCCGAGCGCCAAUGGAGGUCGACCAUUCUCUUUCAGAAAAGCAAGCCGUUGCAUCACUGCGACAUUCACACGACUCAUCCGAGAGUCAUGGAGAAGAAAAUGUCCCGUCAGGUGCAACUGCAAGACCCAUUGAAAACACAGUAAGAACUGAAAAUGCCGAUACUUAUUUAGCUGGCAAUGAUGGUGCUCAGUGGAAGCCAGAUCAAGUAGUAAUGCUACUAGAUAAGCAAGGAAAUGAAAUUGCUAAAGGGAAAGUACAUCAAGUGCGGGGUAGAUGGUAUGGGUACCGCUUGGCAGAAAUGGAGACUUGCGUUGUGGAUGUUACCGAGCUUAAGGUAACUGAAAGAAUUCCGAGGCUUCUGUACCCUUCUGAAGGCACCGGCAUAUCAUUUAGCGGAUCUGAAAGAAAGUUUGGGGUAAUGAGAGUAAUGUGGGAUUUAAAUAAACUAGUAAUGUCUCCGCCGUAAUGUUAGAAUUCUAGUGUCUAUAGCCUUAGCAGUUUAGUUUUUUAGCUUAGCCUUUUAGUUUAGCAGAUUCUGAUCAAGAUAGAGGUUCAGGUUUUAUUAUUCUCUUCCUUUGUUCUGCCCAUUUCAUUUACUAAAAACAGAAUUACAGUUUUAAAAGCCAUGUGGAUAUUAGUUUAGUCAUUGGAGAUUCCCCGGUAUUUUUUUA